Molecule: messenger RNA, 1991 nt
Organism: Fopius arisanus
Lineage: Eukaryota; Metazoa; Arthropoda; Insecta; Hymenoptera; Braconidae
Product: deoxyribodipyrimidine photo-lyase-like
Exons: 4
Coding region: 374-1891 (505 amino acids)
Biological process (GO): photoreactive repair
Molecular function (GO): deoxyribodipyrimidine photo-lyase activity
Source: RefSeq, a predicted model, not a curated record
AAACAUCAAAUUUUGGUUAUCCUAAAUUCAAUUCCACUUUGCUGUCAAAUCAAUUUUAAAUUCGUAUUAAUUUUAUUGAACUCCCACAUAUCGAUUCAAGUUGAUUACAUCUUUAACAAUUACCGCAAUAAUUUCCAGUUGUUACAGGAAAUUCAGCACCAAAAAUAAACAAUUAUUCAAACCGCACAACGGACGCCAUCUUGUGCAUGUCCCAUCCAAUAAAAACGCGGGAUUUCACAGAACAAAUAUUAUUUAUUGCGCGAAGAUAAUUCUCCUCAAACUAAUUGAGGUUAUAGUAAAAACGAAUGGAAUAAUUAAUGAAUCAUUGUCAAGGAUUUGUUGUCACUCGGACGUUGCAAAAGUGAAAAAAAAAAUGGAACCGCCGAAGAAGAGGGCAAAAAAUCCGGGUUUACUGGAGAAGUUCAUCGAGAAUCGCAAAAAGGCUGCCGCUUCAAUAAUGGAAUUUUCACUGAAUAAAAAACGAAUCAGAGUUCUGUCAAAUGCUAAGGAAGUGGCGAAGGACUCAAAGGGGAUUUUAUAUUGGAUGUUCAGGGACCCUAGAGUCCAAGAUAACUGGGCUUUUCUCUAUGCCCAAAAAUUGGCAUUGAAGAAUCGUCUGCCUCUGCACGUCUGCUACUGCAUUGUACCGAAAUUCCUGGACGCAACGUUACGUCAUUACAAAUUUUUGGUGGAGUCCCUGGAGGAGGUCUCCACGGAUUGCAGGGACUUGAACGUCAAUUUCCAUCUGCUUCUUGGAGAGCCCAACUCAGUGGUCUUGGAUUUUGUUAAAAAGUACACGAUGGGAGCACUUGUAAUCGAUUUUUUCCCGCUGAGACUCCCACGAUUCUGGGUCAAAGAUAUCCAGGAGAAAUUACCAGAAGACAUUCCACUCUGUCAGGUCGAUGCUCACAAUAUUGUCCCCUGCUGGCAGACAUCCGAUAAAUUGGAGUACGCAGCUCGUACAAUCAGGCCAAAGAUAAACUCAAAAUUACCAGAGUAUCUGACGGAAUUUCCCCCAGUGAUAAGGCACCCUUACGACAGUGCCUUCAAAUUUCCAGGGAUUGAUUGGAAAAAUUGUCUGAAUGGAGUUUUGAUUGACAAGACAGUGGACAGAGUGGAGUGGUGCAAGCCAGGAUAUCGAGGAGCUGUUGAGCAGCUGGAGAUGUUUGUCACCGAGCGCCUGAAGAACUACAACGAGAAGAGGAAUGAUCCAGUGGAGGAUGCCACCAGUGGCCUCUCCCCUUGGUUCCACUUCGGUCAGAUUUCUGUUGCCAGAGUAAUCCUCGAGGUUGAGGAGCACAAGAAGAGCUGCCAGGCAUCAGUCAAUUCGUUUAUGGAGGAGGCAAUCGUCAGGAGGGAAUUGAGCGAUAAUUUCUGUUAUUACAAUGAGAAUUACGAUAAGAUCGAGGGCAGUAAUGCGUGGGCUAUACAAACCCUGGACGCUCACAGGAAAGAUAAAAGAGAGUGGAUUUACACACUAGAAGAAUUCGAGACUUCCCAGACCCACGAGGACCUCUGGAAUGCAGCCCAGAAUCAGUUGGUGAGAGAGGGAAAAAUUCAUGGAUUCAUGAGGAUGUACUGGGCUAAAAAAAUUCUCGAGUGGAGCCGAACACCAGAGGAUGCCCUAGCCUGGUCAAUCUAUCUCAAUGACAGGUACAGCAUGGAUGGAAGAGAUCCCAAUGGUUAUGUUGGAUGUAUGUGGUCAAUCUGUGGAAUUCACGAUCAAGGAUGGAAAGAGCGUGAGAUAUUUGGAAAAAUUCGUUACAUGAACUACAAAGGAUGUGAAAGAAAAUUCGAUGUGAAAGCGUACGUUAAAAAAUUCGACGGGAAAAUAGUGAACAAAGAGAAGAGUAAGAAAAUCGUAAAAUCGACGAAGAAAUCCAGGAAAUAGGUAUAUCUUUCAAAUUAAUCUGAAAUUUGUUUGUGUAAACGCGAUGUAUUUAUUUAUUGUUUUUUAAUGAAUAAGAAUACAAUUUAUUUUUGCAAAUUAA